AUGCGUUUGACAACAUUUCUAAGUCUGCCUUUUCUUUUUACUCUUUCUAUAUUCUUUCGUUUUUUCUGUCUAUUUAUCGAUCAAAAUUCGUUUCUAUCUCACCCAAUCUGUUUAUUAUUCUCUUUUAGCAGUUUAUUGAUAUCUAUCUAUCUAUGGCAGUUUAUUGAUACUAUCUAUCUAUCUAUCUAUCUAUCUAUCUAUCUAUCUAUCUAUCUGUGGCAUUUUAUUCGUAUCUAUCUAUCUAUCUAUCUAUCUAUCUAUCUAUCUAUCUAUCUAUCUAUCUAUCUAUCUGUGGCAUUUUAUUCGUAUCUAUCUAUCUAUCUAUCUAUGGCAUGGCAUUCUAUUCGUAUCUAUCUAUCUAUCUAUCUAUCUAUCUAUCUGUGGCAUUUUAUUCGUAUCUAUCUGUCUAUCUAUCUAUCUAUCUAUCUAUGGCAGUUUAUUGAUAUUCAUCUAUCUAUCUAUCUAUCUAUCUAUCUAUCUAUCUAUCAGUGGCAUUCUAUUCGUAUCUAUCUAUCUAUUCAUCUAUCUAUCUAUCUAUCUAUCUAUCUAUCUAUCUAUCUAUCUAUCCUUUAUCAGUAUCUAUCAAUCUAUGACAGUGUUUUCAUAUCUAUCUAUCAUGUUUUCAAUCAAAGCGAAGCGAAGCAACUUUUUGCCGCUGCUUCUAAAAUCCACAAUUAUUUUUCCUUGUAUUUUUCUUCUUCUUUGAAUUAUAUCCUUCUGAUUAUACUCUUUCUUCUUUUUUCUUCUUCAUCUUCUUCUCGCCAUCUUUUUUUUUUCAUUCUUCAACUUCUUCCAUUCUCUUGUUUCCCUCCUCCUUCUUCUAUCGCUUGUCUUUUUCCAUUUCUUGCUAAUCUUUUCUUCUUUCUUUCAUUGAUUCUAUUUUUCUUCUCUAUUUUCAUUCUGUAUUCGCCCUUUUCUUUCCUUCAAUUUUCUUCAUUCUUUUCCUGUACUUUUUUCUUUUUUUUUAUGUCUCAUUCAUUCUGCCCUCCGCGUUUUAUUUUCAUACUUCGACGGAUUUCAUUCUUUUUCUUUUCAAUCUUCUUCAUUCUGCCUUUUCUUUAUUUUUGGCCUCGAAGUUUUUCUUUCUUUCAUCGAUUAUUUUACUCGCUCCUUCCUCUCUUUCCUUUUCAUAUUUCUUCUUUAUUUUCUUCAACUAAUCCCCCUCCUUCUCUUCUUUUCUUCCUUCUACUUUUUCAUUUUCUUCCUUUUUCUUCUUCUAUUUAUUAUAAUUCAUUUCCCGCCACACUUAAUUCCUUAUUAGAUGUGCUGACAUUUCCUUCUUUUUUUUCUUUCUUUUUUCUUUCUUUCAUUCUUUCUUUCUUUCUUUUUAUUUAUCUAUUCUCUUUCUGUUCCUAUCUAUCUAUCUAUCUAUCUAUCUAUCUCUUUAUCUUUACACAUCUACUUAUUUAUGCAUACAUAAAUGGGCGGAAAAACACAGCUGAUUUCUUUGCUUAUUUUUUAUUCUAUAUUCGAUGUGGGAUUUCUUUUUUUAAAAAAAAAUAA
Molecule: messenger RNA, 1503 nt
Organism: Acanthosepion pharaonis
Lineage: Eukaryota; Metazoa; Mollusca; Cephalopoda; Sepiida; Sepiidae
Source: the annotation of a GenBank genome assembly